UGCGCAUGUGCGGUACCACUAAUUGAUGGGCUGGGUUUUUUAUGCCUUUACUCGUGGUAUCCCACUAGUAGCUCGCGGAGAGUCUGGCACGGGCUAGCUACAGUAGUAAAUAGCAUGCCCUUCGUUGUGACUUGUUGUGACUUGUUGUGCCUUCAAGACACACAGAGCGAACGGACGCGGUCGAGGUAAGCCUGUGCUAAUUUACAUAUUGGCUUGUUCACUUGGUUUUCACGCCAUAACUUUAAAACACAGUAGUUUUACGAAAAUCGCCUUUUUUAAAAUCAGCCCAGUGUAGCACUGAACCCGAUCAUAUCGCUAUUUACCUGAUUUCGUGCGCGCGGUGGCAGAAAACGUGGUAACAGACAGACUGACUGACUGACAGACAGACACACUUACGGGAC
Molecule: messenger RNA, 401 nt
Organism: Geodia barretti
Lineage: Eukaryota; Metazoa; Porifera; Demospongiae; Tetractinellida; Geodiidae
Source: the annotation of a GenBank genome assembly